Messenger RNA from Oncorhynchus gorbuscha (pink salmon), 6762 nucleotides. RefSeq names its product POU domain, class 2, transcription factor 1-like. Gene Ontology annotation, molecular function: RNA polymerase II cis-regulatory region sequence-specific DNA binding; DNA-binding transcription factor activity, RNA polymerase II-specific. Gene Ontology annotation, biological process: regulation of transcription by RNA polymerase II. Lineage: Eukaryota; Metazoa; Chordata; Actinopteri; Salmoniformes; Salmonidae. The transcript is spliced from 14 exons. The coding region runs from base 595 to 2475 and encodes 626 amino acids. The record is from RefSeq and is a predicted model, not a curated record.
CAGUGAGAGAGGUUGUGCUGAGCAGCUAGUUGUUACAGUGAGAGAGGUGGUGUGCUGAGCAGCUAGUUGUUACAGUGAGAGAGGUGGUGUGCUGAGCAGCUAGUUGUUACAGUGAGAGAGGUGGUGUGCUGAGCAGCUAGUUGUUACAGUGAGAGAGGUGGUGUGCUGAGCAGCUAGUUGUUACAGUGAGAGAGGUGGUGUGCUGAGCAGCUAGUUGUUACAGUGAGAGAGGUGGUGUGCUGAGCAGCUAGUUGUUACAGUGAGAGAGGUGGUGUGCUGAGCAGCUAGUUGUUACAGUGAGAGAGGUGGUGUGCUGAGCAGCUAGUUGUUACAGUGAGAGAGGCGGUGUGCUGAGCAGCUAGUUGUUACAGUGAGAGAGGCGGUGUGCUGAGCAGCUAGUUGUUACAGUGAGAGAGGCGGUGUGCUGAGCAGCUAGUUGUUACAGUGAGAGAGAGAGAACACUAGACGGAUCUCCUCCUGUUGUGUUCUGUUUAACACACCUGGCUGUGCCAGUCUUCUGGGUUCUGAUUGCUCCUGGUCAGUGGGCCCAACUGAGCGGGGUCAGUGCCAGCUGGCCUGGAUGGCACGCCGGUGAUGCCACAGACUGUGGACUCUGCAAUAGCCGACUCGAUAAUCAACCUGUCAGUGUCCAGUAAAAGCACCAUGGAGAACGGGGACAUAGUCAAAGGCGUGCUGACCAAUGGCCGGGACUCUCAGAAGCAGACUGUCAUGUCCCUCACCAACGCACAGUCACAGGCUCUGCUGCAACAGUUGACCUUGUCUCCAGCACAGCAGCAGCUGUUUCUCCAGCAGGCUCAGGCCCAGCUCCUUGCAGCAGCCGUUCAGCAGCACUCCGCCAGCCAGGCCCAGAACAGCAGCACCACGGGGGCCGCCAUCUCUGCCUCCGCAGCCACCCCCAUCACCACCCAACUACCACUGUCCCAGCCUAUACACAUCACUCCUCUCCAGCAGCAGGGCCUGCAGCAGUUUGUGUUGGUCCAGCCAGGUCAUUCCAUGGCCACCCAGCUACAGCCUCAGUUCUUCAUCUCCCAGACUCCACAGGGACAGCCCAGUAUGUUUCAGUAUCAUAAUCUUUUGCAAGCCCAAAAUCUUCUCACUCAACUACCUCAGAGCCAAGCCAACCUCCUACAGACUCCAACUAUCACAAUUGCCCCACAGCCGGCCACUCCCACGCGGACCGUAACUGCCACCCCUGGCCAGCUCCUCAUCCACAGCCAGACCCCGCCCCCUAAGGGUCUGGGCACGCCCACUCUGGAGGAUGCCAAUGAUCUGGAGGAGCUGGAGAUUUUCUCCAAGGCCUUCAAACAGAGGAGGAUCAGACUGGGCUUCACACAGGGUGACGUGGGGCUGGCCAUGGGGAAGCUGUAUGGUAAUGACUUCAGCCAGACCACCAUCUCCCGCUUUGAAGCACUCAACCUGAGCUUCAAGAACAUGUGUAAGCUGAAACCGCUGCUGGAGAAGUGGCUCAACGACGCAGAGAAUGUGAGCUCAGAGUCCAGCCCCAGCCUCAGUCCCCUGGGCUCUGGUCACGGGUCACCCAGCCUGGCGUCUGACCUCAAUAGCCGGCGCCGCAAGAAGAGGACCAGCAUCGACACCAACAUCCGUGUGGCCCUGGAGAAGAGCUUCCUCCAGCAAAACCAGAAGCCGUCGUCAGACGAGAUCUCCCUGAUAGCAGACCAGCUGAACAUGGAGAAGGAGGUGAUCCGGGUGUGGUUCUGUAACCGCCGGCAGAAGGAGAAGAGGAUCAACCCUCCCAGCAGCUCAGCUUUCCAGAAGUCCAUCUUCUCGUCCCCUACUACUGCCAGCCUGGUGAACACUGUACCCCAGACCACUGUGACUGUCACCCCCUCUCUGCCUGUCACCAGCUUCAGCCUCACAGACAGGACCCUGGUGCCAGCCACCGGCAACACAGCAUCCGUCAUCUCCAGCACCCCUACAGUCCCCUCUAUGUCCCUCACACCCUCCUCCUCCGUGACAACCAUGUCACAGCCAGCCGUUACCAUGACGCAGGCGGGGCAAAUGCUCUACAGCAACGGCGGGGGUCUGGCUGCAAUGGCAGCUGCAGCGGCGGGAAUCAGCCCGGGUCUCAUGCCUUCAUCGCAGUUCAACACAGGGGGGGCCUUACUGAACCUAACUACUGCAGGUUUUGGAGGAGCGCUAGCCACCAUCCAAGGUGUGUUGAGUGCUCUGGCCUCCAGCGGGUCCUUCCCCAUCACCACCCUGGACGGGAACGGGAACCUGCUAUUUGCCAACACCAGCAUGUCUGGUUCCGCCCCCAGCAUGGUGAACACGCCACUCUUCCUGAACCCCCAGAGCCUGUCCUUAUUGGGUAGUAACCCUGUCAGCUUCAUCCCUGCCAGUGCCCUCAGCCUGCAACUCACCGCUGGCACCAACACCAUCACCACGGCAACCACACCAGUCAACACCAUCGUCAGAGCCUCUAAGGCCCAAUGAAUGAACUCGUGGGGCGGGUCGCUCCCCAUUUCCUCCUCCUUCAUUGGUCGUUAUUUAAUCUUUGUUCUUUUUGCUACCACCAAAAAGUUGUUGUUGGAAAAAUCUUCUUAAGAUGUUUUCCUCCCUAUCUCCGCCACAAGGGGUCCUAUCGGUCCUUUCAAAGAUUGAUUGAGAUUUGGCAAUCGAAUCUCUUUUUCCUCAGAACUGCUUCUAAAACCAAAAAUGUGCGUUUGAUUUUAUUUUGCUGAGUAUUGAAUGAAACUGACAUGGUUUAACCUUCUAGAGAGAUUUCAUGAUGAUCUGUGUGUUAGGUUCUCUAAUUUUAAGUUUUACUUGAGGGCGUGUUGUACAGGCCUUUACAACUAAAGAUUAGAUUUCUCUGCUUGUUUUUCCAUGUUACCUAAAAUGUUCUUUGUGCGGUUAGUUGUGUGCUCUGAUAUUUGCCGUUUGUACAUUUUUCAAAACUUUUAUUAAAAGUUUUGUUGCUUUAACAUGUUUUUCAACAUAGUUCCAACUCUUUAAAAAGAAUCACUAGGCUGUGAGAGAGCCUGGGUGCAGACUUGCUAUGGAAGAGCUUUACUGCAGUCUCUGGGAAGAGUUACAAACAGCGGACUUCAAGAGAACUUGGAAUGUCCUUUAUCCAACCAAAAAAUAUUAGUGUACUAGACUUAGCUCUAUAUUAUCAUCACCCUAGUGUAAUGUAGCAUAGGGAUUUAUCUAAUGGACCUCUCCAGAGUGGGAGAGAUUAAUGCAAUAUUUUGAAGGGGACUUUCCAAAGACUAACAAAGAUGUUUCUCUCUGAUAUUCUCCUCCCUUAUGCCGAGGUCUAUAGAAGACAGGUAGGAUACCAAAAAGAGCGUCUGGAGAAGGUAGGGUAAGGUGUCAGUAGUAUAGUGGAGUUGCAUGGCCCAUACUGAAUCUGCCUUGGAUUACAUGAGUUCAAGAAGGUAUUGACAAGAGUAAUGAUCUUGAAGUAAUUCUCAGGACAGCCAUUUCCCAGUGAGUCACUGCAUGUACAAGUUAAAGGAGAUUGUCCAGGUCUGGCCUUCUCUGCGUUUAUUCUUUCUCGUAAGACCAAUAUGCUGCCACUAGAGCCCCGGGUACUGCAAUCAGUACUCAACAUAAUAUAUUGAAAUACCUCAGCAGCAAGAAAACAAUAUAUAUAUAUAUAGUCAAGCAAAACUGAAACCAUAAUUCUAAGAAUGUAGAAAUGUUUACCUGUUUUUUUUUGUAGCUUUGCUGUACGUUUGAAACGAUGACGACAGCAGAGAAUCAUAUCUUGAUACACAACAUGAGCUGACUCCACAUGCACUGUAACUGCAGUGUCCAGUACUACUGCUAUUAUUAUGUCAUAUUCACCCGAAUGGUACUUUAUUCUUGUCUGAUCCUACAUACCAAAGCAUUAGCGUUUUCAUUCUGUAGCUGGUUUGAUGGGUAGAUCUUCUUUUCUUGGUGUGUGUUUGUUCUGGAGGUUUCCUGCAAAGCCUUAUGGGAAAUGUAGUUGUAUCUCUGCUUGAGUCUUUUUGUUGUGGGUUUGCUCUGCUAUAUUGAAGUUUUUGAAAUAUGUAUCUGGGGGCCAUUUUUACUUUACGUCUAGCGCUCGAUAUUCACAUGCAAGUAAUAUAUAUACAUGAAAUAUUCCUGUUUUCUAUCUGAACUAGUAGGUUCUUGUAAUUGAAUGUAGUGCAUUAUCUUUAACAUCCUCUGUAGGAUAGAAAUGUUUAAAUGUGACUCUGGACCAAAGUAAACCACAGGGUGUGGACUGAUCCGUUUCUGGCCUGUUGACUUGCAGUUAAAUGAUUUGAUUUGACAAUUUAAAAUCUUUUUUUUUUUGACCUGGCAACAGAUACACAUACCAAACUGAGGAUAUAAACACAAAGUCCAAAUGCUUGUUUCCAUUCUGGUCCUCUUGUAACUAAGGAAAUGUACUGCGUUCUAUUUUUUACUUUUGUGUUGUGUGCUGUUUUAUCAAAAACAUGUAAAGCCAGAAGUUUUCACAAUGUGUACUUUUCAUGCCUUUAUGUUUACAUCACAAGGGAGAAAAUGUUUUAUUUUGUGGCCUUAAUGGAUGGGAUAUGGUAUCUGCAGACUACUACUUGUUAAUGCAGGUUAGAAAACCUCUUUGUAAAACUUUACUGACAUCCUAACUGAUGGCUCCAGUCUUGGAGGGGGGGGGACAGGCUGUCUAGUGCUGGGUUCAUCUGGGACAGGCUGUCUAGUGCUGGGUUCAUCUGGGACUGUUGGACCUAUUCAACACCAGGAGGCAGCAUCUCAAAAGAAACCAAAGACAUAACGCUCUACCCCCCCACACACACACACACACUUAGAUCAGUGGUGCUGCUGCCCUUUGUAGUCACUUUACCUGAAUGUUGUGCAGUUAGUCAUCACAUCUCUUACACAUUGUCUUAGUUUUAUUUGUACGCCAAGUAAUGCAGGGGUGGGCAACAUACGGCCAGAGGAAAAAACACUCCAGGAAACGUUUAAACAUUUUAAUUAUAAUGGACCUUUUACGUUUUAAAAUAACUGCCCUUUUUCUGGCCCCCAAAUUGCUUUUGUCCGAACAAAUCGGCCCCCAAAAAAGUGCGGCUCUCCACUGAAUUUUGAAAUCCCGAUGUGGCCCUGGAGUCUAAAUGAUUGCACGGCUCUGGGGUCUAAAUGAUUGCACGGCUCUGGAGUCUAAAUGAUUGCACGGCUCUGGAGUCUAAAUGAUUGCCUGGCUCUGGAAUCUAAAUGAUUGCCUGGCUCUGGAAUCUAAAUGAUUGCCUGGCCCUGGAGUCUAAAUGAUUGCCCGGCUCUGGAGUCUAAAUGAUUGCCUGGCUCUGGAGUCUAAAUGAUUGCCCAACCCUGGAGUCUAAAUGAUUGCCUGGCCCUGGAGUCUAAAUGAUUUCCCUUAACGUUUUCUUGUUUUGUUUCUACGUCAAGUAGAGGGCAGAUAUUUUCCUCCAGCUGUAUUCCAAAGCAAAAAUCCUGCUAAAUGUUUCAUCUAUACAAAUACCAAAGAAAACUCUGGCUGGGAUUCAAUCCGAUCGCAGGGUUAUAGGUGUUGUGGCUUUUAAAGGCCAUUUCUGAUUGAGCUGAACAUAUGCAGCAAUUAUCAUGAAUGGGACCUCUGCAAAAGCAGGGAACAUUGCCUUUAAAAUACGUAAUACCUUUAUAACCUAGGAGCGGAUUGAAUCCCGGCCUCUGACGGUCUUUCCCAGUCUCUUCACGCUUCCCUUUCUACUCCCGUCCCUACAGUGUAUUUAUACUGUAGUAGACCGAUACAGAACCAAGCACUGGCAUCCAAAGCGCAAUGUAUAUUAUGGUACAUUUCAGGGAAGAUACCAUCAAGCAGAAAAUGUGUUUUGAAAAGAGCUUCAUUGGGUUUUUUUCUCAUUCAGUAUGGAUGUCAAUGCAGAAUGAUCUUACUGUUGGUAGAUGGUCAAAUGUAAGGUAUUUUUGUAUGUUUUAGGAUUCAGUGCCUCGAUUCACUGCCUGUGUAUUGUGAUUUAAUACUUUUAACAAAAAAAAAAGAAAACGUGUAGGCCUGCAUAUCUUUUUCUAACACCCACACAGAGUUGGGUAGGUUACUUUCUAAAUGUAAUCCCUUACUAGUUAUCUGAAAUUGUAAACCGUUAACUAACUUAGAUUACUCAGUAACAAUCUGAUUACUUUUAGAUUACUUUCCCCUUAAGAGGCAUUAGAAGUUGACAAAGAUGAUCCAAAAAACACAUUGGUUGUGUCUCUGACUUGUGAUCAGACUCGCUCAGGGGAAAUAAACGUAAAUGCUUUUCAAUGCCUAAUUUAAUGUCAUUGAUAAAACAGAAAGGUGUCAAUGUAACAUUUUUGUAAACCAAGAAGUAAGCAUCUAGUUUUUGAAAAGUAUAAUCUGAUUACAAGAUUUUUGCUGAUAACGUAACGGAUUACAGUACACCACUCCAAAUCUGGUCCCUACUUCCUCCUGUCUCGUUUAAGUGAGGUAGCAGUUGUCACACUAACACUAGGUGGUGACACCCAUGGUUGUGGCAAUGCAAGGUGUGAUGUCACUACUUGGUAGACUACAUAGAUGAUGAACACACCCACUCAACAGUAUACUAGCUUACUACUGCUAUAUUAACUACUAUCACGCCACACUGUUGUCACGGGAACAACGUAGGGAGACCGUAGUCGUUUAACUAUGUCCCAUCUUGUCGACCUGUUUGUCUGCUGUAUUUGGGGGAUUACGUUUUUUUUUUAACUUACAAACGUAUAUGAAAAAUCUCUUACUGUAACUUUGUUAUAAACAUCAUUAAAAGUAGUAACAUUGUU